AUGGGCAACGUCAUCUCGGCAUUUGCCCCAUCUGGCGGUCAGAGCUUGACCAAGACUGACCGCAUCGAGCUCGAGCGCAAGCUGGCCGACCGCGACGAGACUGUCGCUGCCCUCGAGGCCGACCUCUCCAAGAAGGAAAAGGAGCACACCGCCUUGUCAAAGGACGCCGAGGAGCUGAGGCAAAAGCUCAAGGAGCUCGACGCUCAAUUGACCGCCGCCCAGCGCGAGAACCAGACCCAUGCCGCCAACGCGCAGUCCCGCGAGGCCGCCCAGCUGAGCGAGCGCGAUGCCGCCGCCCAGCAGCUCGCCGCCGUCCAGCGCGAGAAGAAGAAGCUGGCCGACGAGCUCGAGGCCACCACAAAGUCCAUCGCCGAGGCCAAGGAGGAGCGGGCGUCGCUCGAGGCCGAGCUGCGCGGCGAGAUCUCCACGCUCGAGACCCAGCUCGGCGAGGCCAACAAGAGGCACACCGUCCUGCAAGAGGCCGUCGCUCGGCUCGAGAAGAUGACCGAGUCCCUCGAGGGCACCCACGCCCAGUACAAGACCGACUCCGAGGCCAAGCUCUCGGCCGCCCGCGACGAGUUCAGCGCUCUGCAGGCCGUCCUCGACAAGCUCAAGGUGGAUGCCGAGGCCGACCUGGCUGCCGCCAAGAAGGACGCUGCCGAUGUCCAAGGCAAGCUCAGCACCCUGCAGCAGGCCCACGAGACGCUGAAGACCGGCUCCGAGGCCGAGUUGAGCGCCGCCAAGAAGGACCUUGUCGACGCAAACGCCAAGCUCGACGCGCUUCAGCAGUCGAGCGACAAGCUGAGCGCCGACUCAUCCGCAGAGCUCGCCGCCGCCAAGAAGGACCUGGCUGACGCCACCGAGAAGCUCACCGCUCUCCAACAGUCGCAGGAGAAGCUUGUCGCCGAUUCGGCAACCGAGCUGGCCGCAGCCAAGAAGGAGCUCUCCGAAGCUCAGGAUAAGCUUACGAGCCUGCAGGACGCGCACGACAAGUUCAAGGCCGAGUCGGAGGCCGAGCUCGCGUCUGCCAAGAAGGGCGUGUCCGAGUGGACGUCCAAGUACACCACGCUCGAGCAGACACAGACCGCAUCCGCCGACGAGGCUGCCCAGCUGAAGCAGCAGCUCGCUGAUCUCCAAGCCGAGCUCGCCAAGGCCAAGGAGGCCGGCGACGCCAGCACCAAGGACGCCGCCGCGGAACUGGAGGCUGCCAAGAAGGAGGCAGCAACCUGGCAGGAGAAGGCGCAGGGACUGGAGUCGGCCCAGGACGCGCUCUCGAAGGAGCUCGACGAGGCCAAGAAGACCAUUGCUGCCGCCGACGAGACCGCCAAGACUGCUGCAGCCGAGCACGAGACUGCCCUGGCCAAGGCCGCCGCCGACCUUGACGCUGCAAAGAAGGAGCUCGCUGCCGCCCAGGAGCAGGCCAAGACCGCCACUGCCGAUCAGGAGUCCGCCCUAGCCAAGGCCACCUCCGAUCUCGAGGCUGCCAAGAAGGCCCUCGCCGCGGCAGACGAGAAGGCUCAGACGGCCGAGGCUGCUACUUCCAAGCUCCAAGAGGAACACACCGCCGCCCUCAAGAAGGCCGCCGACGACUCGGCCAAGGUUCAGGAGGAGCGCGAUUCCCUCAAGAAGGCCGCCGAGGAGCACUCCGUCAAACUGGCAGCUAUCGAGAAGGAGAACGAGGCCAGCGCUGCCAAGGCCAAGGCUCUUGAGGAGGAGAGCACAGCUCUCAAGAAGGCAGCUGACGAAGCGUCCGCCCAGGUCAAAGCCCUGGAGGAGGAGUCCGCCGCGCUGAAGAAGACGGCCGAGGAGAGUGCUGUCAAGGCUGCCGAUCUGGACAAGCUUAAGGAGCAGGUCGAAGCCGUAGAAAAGGAGAAGAAGGCGCUCCAGGCCAAGGUCAGCGAGCUGACCGAAGCCACCACCAAGGCCGAGAAGGCCGAGUCGGACCUCAAGGCUAAGCUGAGCGAGACCGAGGCAAGUCUCGAGACUGCCCUAAAGGAGAAGGCCGCUGCGGCUGCCAAGGCCGAGGCUGAGGCAGCACCCAAAGUCCCGGAGGCCAGCGAUGACAAGCCGGCUGCGACCGCGGCACCCGAGGAGGUCUCCGCCGCAGCCUAG
This is a messenger RNA of Thyridium curvatum, 2112 nucleotides long. RefSeq lists its product as uncharacterized. The record is from RefSeq and is a predicted model, not a curated record. Bases 1 to 2112 code for a protein of 703 amino acids. The transcript is spliced from 2 exons. NCBI's taxonomy places the organism in Eukaryota, Fungi, Ascomycota, Sordariomycetes, Thyridiales, Thyridiaceae.